AUGCAGUUCAAAGGACGAGAGGAGGUGACCGAGUUUGAUCAGCAGCACUUCCAGGCUGAAGGGCUCUUCGCCCAAAACUCCUCUCAGGGGCACAAGGAGUAUCAAGAUCGACUUCGUGCCAUCCAUUUGCGAAAGGAAGGCCUCCAAAAGGCCGCGAUUGCUGAUGCUCUGGGGCGUUCCGAGCGCUUUGUGGCCAAGUGGUGGCAGAAGGAGGUGAAAGAGAUUCCGAGACCAUGGGGCGUGCAUGAAUAUUUGACCAAAGACAUGGGCCGCAACAAUCACGGAGUUGGUCAAACCAACGGCGCCACCAUGACGGAGGACUCGGUGCAGGAUACCGCCACAUGGUGGCGCGAUGUGGAGGUGAAACGCAAGUUUGCGGACGAUCCGGGCAUCUAUGACGAGAUCCUGCAGAACACAGAGUGGAAAGCCAACAAUGCUCGCACCCGCGAUUUUGCCACUGGCGCCUACCACUUGAAGUACGACCAACGAGGAAACAUCCGUUGGGAAGGACAUCAAGCUGGAAAGUAUCGCCAGGGCUUAUCACCCGCAACGGAUAAAGUCCUCCAGAAGCUCUUUGUUGAGUAUGGCAUUGCGGAUAGGACGUCCGGGAUUAUCACCAACUGGUAUCCUGAUGGUCAAGGAUACCUAGGGAGUCAUCGCCAUGAUUGCUGGACGGCGUUGUUCAGCUUCGGCCACGAGCGGAUCUUGACGAUCGACAACACGCCACUGCUCAUGCAGGAUGGCGACCUGUGUAUCUUUGGCACCCAGAGGCAUGGGGUACCAGUCAUGCCAGAGAUCUCGGAAGGUCGGAUUACGCUGGUGGUCUUCUUCUACCCGAACAACAUGCAGAAGAAAGGCAUGUGGCAGACCAUCACCGACCCCGAGACGAUGGCACCCUCAGCACCUUUGGGCCGCAUGCUCCACGAUGAACAGCUCAAUCUGGAACAUGAGAAGGAGAUGAUGGCGCCUCAGUGGGAGCAGGAGCUUUCAGCUUUGCAACAGCUGGGCUUCAGUCCCUCCGACGCCUGGACAGCGCUCCGCACCGCCGCCGGCGACGCCGACGCCGCGGCGGAGCUGCUGCUGCUGAGCGGAGCGGUGCCCAGCAGUGCUGCCGAGGUGGAGGAGAAGCAGAGAGGUGGACGAUUCCAAAAGCGCUUGCAUGCCACGAGUAGCUCGAUGUCUCCUCCAACACCAGGUCCUGUGCCAGGCACAUCCAGCACUUCGACCGAGCUUCCACCUACGGAGGCUUCAACGGUGUCUGAGGAUGAAGAGUUGGCGAUGCGAUUGAGCCUCAUGCAGGUCUGGGUUAGCUGGAUGGGUUGCAGGGGGUGGGGGCGGGCUUUCGAUGGUGGCGUCAAGCCGUGCAGGAGCAGUCGGAUCAGCGUUUCGCGUGACAGACGCAGGGACAUUUUGCGGAGCUUCCAUCAUGGGAUGCUUCUUGCGCUGCGGCUUCGUCGGCUUGAUGGCUUUAUGGACAGCUGCCGCCAACCAUCCCAUGGCUCCUACCUGUCAUGGAUUUGGUGGCUCCAGCUGUGCGACUGCCUCUCCGGGAGCGAGUGGCAAGAGGAGGGGAAGCUCUUUAGGGCCCUGGGUUUUGAUGAAACAGAUCGGUCAGGUGACAAGACUUUGGCGGUCAAGGUGCCGGUCCUGGGUUGCUUUUCCAAGCCCUGUUGGUUACAGAGCAUCCGAGUGGGGAUUGAUGAGACCAACAGCGUGUCCGGCCUGGCGAAGGAUGGGAGCUGGGCACUUGGACCCUCUGAGACCCUCGCAGUGCCCACCUCCUUGUCCGACCAUGCUUGGCUCGCCUUUCCGCUGCGAGGCCAUGAUAAGGAGUUGCGGACGCUACAAGAGGUGGACCAUGUUUGGUUGGUGCUCAACACCGACCAAAGCGUGAAACUCACUUACGAGAACGCCAACUCACUGGAGGAGGCCACUCGCUAUGUCUCUGAGGACUUUGCCGAGGCCUUUGCACUCACGCGCCAAUGGGAACAAGAGUCUGGCAGGCAGUGGGGUGGACACUUCCGGAACCUUCGGAUGCAGAUGGACCUGGGCGAUGUGUCCAUCCUGCCCGGCAGCCUGCCAUUGAUCCUGGAAGCCCCGCAUGGUGGGCGGAUCUACACUGGGUGGCCACAGCGCAGCAGUGGGGUCCUGACUUCAGAUCAGAACACCGACGUCUUCGCUGAAGCCUUGUGGUCGGAGCUGGGCCUGCGCUGCGGCCGCUUCCCGCGUGCGGUGAUCCUGCGCGUGAAGCGCCAGGGGGUGGAUGCCAACCGGGCGACGGGGACCACCAGCACGCCAGGUGGGGAAGACUGCUCCACGCAGAGCAAUGGCGAAUGUUGCUGCGAUUUGCCCGACGCCGGUGAUCAACAAGUAGCAAUGGAGCUAAAUGAUGUGUAUCACUCCCUUCUGGCCGAUGAAGUGGCUGCGGCCUCCGACGCCCUCUUGGUGGCCGUUCAUGCCACCGGGCGACACCGCGUGGAAGUGGGUGUGCGACUCUCCGCCACGGAUCUGAAUCAGGGUGCGGGAGAACAUCCGCCGUCGCUCCAGCAGCACGACUCCGAUUCCUCCCUACGGGCCUUGGGAGGUGCUACAGAGUUGGUUUGGGGCUCUAGCAGCUUGGGCCACUACUUGAAGACCAACCGUCCCUCGAUGGAAGUCGUUCCCUCCCCAACGCUACGCUGCCCGGAUGACGCCGUGUGCCCUGGAUCCUCCUACAGCAGCCUCUUCAUGGGUGGGCAUAACUUGAAGAUCCACGUGUCCAACACACAAGCAGGCAUUCAACUGGAGCUGCCACAAGUGAUGCGAGGCUAUGGUUCUUCACCUCCAAUGGUGGAACCUGCUGCUGUAAAGCAAGUUGCAGCCGCCUUGGCGUCGUUUCUGAACGCCCACUACCAGGAGACCUGUGAGACAGAUGUGAACUUCGGUUUGAGCUGCAGCCAUGGUGAGGCACUUCAAGGUGUUUGCGUGUGUGACCAGGGAUACGUCGGCGAGACGUGCGGCAGCUGCGCUGAGGGGUAUCUCUUGGUGGGUGCCACAUGCCAACGCCUGGUGAUCAUCAGCCCUCCUGCGGAGGUGACACAGAAGUAUGGCUCUGCCUUUGUGACGACCAGCUCAGGCAAGAAGUAUUUGUACACCCGCAAGUUCGCCACCGACCUGGAGCAGUGCGGUGCACCAGGCUGCCGGCCCCUGAACUUGAGUGUGCGCAUCCGCUGCGAUAGUGAUCAAUGCCACAACGACGUGGACGGUGCCGCGUACACCAUGGGCGGCGCGGUGUACGAUGCCGCGGGGCAGCAACUCUGCAAUGGCACCAUCUCUCGCACCGCCCAGGCCGAAACCGACUGGUGGCUGCAGAUCCCUUUGCAUUCCUGCCCAGUGCUGCAGGAGAGCCAGCCAGAUCAUGGUGCUGUGUACCUGUCAAUUUGGACGAGCAAAUUAGUGAAAGUGCGCUGGGAGCAGCACCCAAGUGCUACAUCCAUCAGUCGAGGGCUCCAGUACAAGACGGAGCUAUUUCAACAAGAUCCAACGGCGCAUUCUUCCGAUGGUUUGGUCGAUGCAGUGCCCCCAAGUCAACUUCCAAGUUGGAAGGACCUCCCCUGCACGAGCGCCAGCAGCUGCAGCAGCGAUGACUCUUGCGACUGCAUCAGUGGCUGUACCUGCCGAAGCUGGAGUGGUGAUUUCUAUGGCUUAAUGGAGCCGGAAGCUCAGACCAUGUCGGAUGCCGAAGUAGCAGCUUUGGUGAUGCAGCUUGAAGAGUUGGAAGCCCCGGAGGUGGACCCCAGCUUGUUGGUGGC
Durusdinium trenchii is the source of this 3791-nucleotide messenger RNA. NCBI's taxonomy places the organism in Eukaryota, Dinophyceae, Suessiales, Symbiodiniaceae. The record is from the annotation of a GenBank genome assembly.